Micromonas commoda is the source of this 2031-nucleotide messenger RNA. RefSeq lists its product with no specific name. NCBI's taxonomy places the organism in Eukaryota, Viridiplantae, Chlorophyta, Mamiellophyceae, Mamiellales, Mamiellaceae. Gene Ontology annotation, cellular component: mitochondrion; nucleus. Gene Ontology annotation, molecular function: DNA binding; ATP binding; DNA ligase (ATP) activity. Gene Ontology annotation, biological process: DNA biosynthetic process; DNA repair; DNA recombination. The coding region runs from base 1 to 2031 and encodes 676 amino acids. The record is from RefSeq and is a predicted model, not a curated record. The transcript has a single exon.
AUGGCUGCGGCGACCAAGAAAACCGCCGGCGCCAAGAAGAAGAAGGGCAAGGCCAAGGAAACGGCCGGAAAGGAGGGCAUCGGGGACAAGGCCGUCGAGGCGGCGGGCAGGCUCCUCAAGCACGACCCGGAUUCCGGCGUGGAUGGGUGGAAGAAGGGCGAACCCGUGCCGUAUCUCUUCCUCGCAAACGUUUUCGAGAACAUCUCGGAGACGACCAAGCGCCUGGAGAUUGCCGAGAUGCUCACGAACGCGUUCCGCACGGUCAUCGUGUCCAAUCCCGAUGACCUACUCGCCGCCGUGUACCUCGCGAGCAACACCAUCGCGCCGCAGCACGAGGGUAUCGAUCUCGGCAUCGGCGACGCGACGCUCGUGAAGAUCCUCGCCGAGGCGACCGGCCGCAAGGAGAGCGCCAUCAGAGCCGACUACAAGGAGCAAGGGGACCUAGGGAUCGUGGCGAGCAUGAGCAGGAGCACGCAGAAGACCAUGUUCGCACCACCGAAGCUCACCAUGUCGGGCGUGCUCAAGGAGUUCCGCGCCAUCGCCACCACCGAAGGCACCAAGUCGGUAGAUGCAAAAAAGGCCAAGAUUAAAAAACUCCUCGUCGCCGCGCGGGAGUGCGAGGCUGGUUACAUCGUCCGCUCGCUGCAGGGCAAGCUCCGCAUCGGCCUCGCGCAGCAGACCGUCAACCAGGCUUUGAUCCACGCUGUGGUGCUCCAGUCCGACGCGGCGGCGAAGGCUGCGAAAGAGGGCGGCAACGGCGCGGUGGCUGACCUUCUCGGGCGGGGCGCCGACGUCCUCAAGCAGGUCUUCUCCGAGUGCCCCUCCUACGACGAGAUCGUCCCCGCGCUGCUCAUGGAGGGCGGCGUGGACAAGCUCCACUCGCGGUGCCACUUCAGGCCGGGCGUGCCCGUGAAGCCCAUGCUCGCCAAGCCCACGUGUGGCGUGAGCGAGGUGCUCCAGAGGUUCUCAGACGUCGAGUUUACGUGCGAGUACAAGUACGACGGGGAACGUGCGCAGAUCCACCUGUUGGAGGACGGCACCGUCAAGAUCUUCUCCAGGAACCAGGAGGACAACACCCCAAAGUUCCCGGACGUCAUCCGCGCGCUGCCCUCGUACCUGAAGGCUGGUGUGAAGAGCGUCGUGAUCGAUGGAGAGGCGGUGGCGUACGACAGGGAACAGCACAAGAUUCUUCCGUUUCAGAUUUUGUCCACGCGCGGGCGCAAGAACAUCGACGAGGCGGACAUCAAAGUCAACGUGUGCAUAUACGCGUUCGACUGCCUCUAUCUCAACGGCGAGACGUUGCUGCAGAAGUCGCUGACGGAGAGAAGGGAGGCGAUGUACUCGGCGUUCAAGGAGGUUCCCGACGAGUUUUACUUUUGCACGGCGAAGAUCUCGCGCGACGUCGAGGAGCUCCAGGUUUUCCUCGAAGAUUCCAUCGCCGACAACACCGAGGGCCUCAUCGUCAAGACGAUGGACGCCACGUACGAGCCCUCCAAGCGAUCGCUCAACUGGCUGAAGCUCAAGAAGGAUUACCUCGAGGGAUGCGGCGACUCCCUCGACCUCGUCCCCAUCGGUGCGUUUCACGGCCGAGGCAAGCGCACGGGCGUCUACGGCGCGUACCUGCUCGCGUGUUACGACGAGGAAUCCGAAGAGUUGCAGUCCAUCUGCAAGAUCGGCACCGGGUUCUCGGACGAGCAGCUGGUGGAGCUGACGGAAGGUUUGCGACCGACGGUGAUCGAGGCGCCGAGGAGCUACUUCAAGUACGACGCCAACGCCAUGAAGUGCGACGUGUGGUUCGACCCGAGCCAGGUUUGGGAGGUGAAGGCGGCGGACCUGAGCAUCUCGCCCGUGCACCAGGCGGGACACGGGCUGGUGGACCCGGUCAAGGGCAUCGCGCUCAGGUUCCCGCGUUUCCUCCGCAAGAGGGACGAUAAGAACGUGGAGCAGGCGACCAACUCGGAGCAGGUGGCGGACUUCUACAACGCGCAGGCGACCAAGCAGGAGUUUGCCGGGGGCGACGACGACUAUUAG